GUGCUGCUCAGAUCCAGAACAGCCUCCCCCAUUCUCGCGGUCAGAUUGUACCUAUACAGCCUUGUAUGAAAGGCCCACACUGCCAACAAGACUGGCAGUCGCUGCCGCAAUGUAGGUCUUAACGACUCUGAAGAUGCAGGAGUUUCGGAUACAAAAAGUCAAGGACACCUGGUCUAAAACGACUUCAGCUCAGUUAAGGUUUAAAGUCUAAAAAGUAGCGGUCCAGUUGCAGCAACGCGCUUUAUUUGGGACUGAAAGUGAGCCAAUAUGCCGAGAUGAGAGCUUCUUCUUCCCGACUCUCCAGCUUCCCCUCCCGGGACUCCCUCUUGAGCCGGAUGCCGGAUCAGAUCUCGGUAUGCGAGUUCCUGUCGGAGACCACAGAGGACUACAAUUCCCCCACCACGUCCAGCUUCACCACACGCCUGCAGAGCUGCAGAAACACCGUCACCGUGUUGGAGGAGGCUUUAGACCAGGACCGCACUGCCCUACAGAAGGUCAAGAAGUCAGUGAAAGCUGUCUACAACUCUGGCCAAGACCACAUCCAGAACGAGGAGAACUACAGCCAGGCUCUGGAUAAGUUCGGCGGGAACUUCAUGAGCCGGGACAAUGUUGACCUGGGGACCGCCUUCAUCACCUUCUCAGGCCUCAUCAAGGAGCUGUCAGUGCUCCUCAAAAACCUGCUGCAGAGUCUCAGUCAUAAUGUCGUCUUCUCCUUGGAUUCUCUGUUGAAGGGAGACCUGAAGGGUGUGAAAGGGGACAUCAAGAAACCCUUUGACAAGGCCUGGAAGGACUAUGAGACAAAGUUCUCUAAGAUAGAGAAGGAGAAGAGGGAACAUGCUAAGCAGCAUGGUAUGAUCCGUACAGAGAUCACCGGAGCCGAGAUCGCUGAGGAGAUGGAGAAGGAGAGGAGACUGUUCCAACUGCAGAUGUGUGAGUACCUCAUCAAGGUGAAUGAGAUCAAAACCAAAAAGGGGGUGGACCUGCUGCAGAACCUCAUCAAGUAUUACCACGCUCAGUGCAAUUUUUUCCAGGAUGGUCUGAAGACGGCUGAUAAGUUGAAGCAGUACAUUGAGAAACUGGCAACCGAUCUGUCCAACAUCAAGCAGAGUCAAGACGAGGAGAAGAAGCAGCUGACCGCGCUCAGGGAACUCAUCAAGGACUCCCUGCAGCUGGAGCAGAAGGAGGACUCCCAGAGCAGACAGGCUGGGUACAGCAUGCACCAGCUUCAGGGGAACAAGGAGUUUGGCUGUGAGAAGAAAGGCUACCUCUUAAAGAAAAGUGAUGGGAUAAGAAAGGUCUGGCAGAGGAGGAAGUGCUCCGUCAAGAGUGGGAUCCUUACCAUCUCCCACGCAACAUCUAACAGGCAGCCUGUAAGACUGAACCUGUUGACCUGUCAGGUGAAACCAGGCGGGGAUGACAAAAAAUGCUUUGACCUCAUUUCCUAUAACAGAACGUACCACUUCCAGGCGGAGGAUGAGCAGGAGUUUGUCAUUUGGAUCUCGGUGCUGACCAACAGUAAGGAGGAGGCGCUGAACGUGGCGUUCCAGGGGGGAGGCGCUCAGAGCACGGCGGGGGACAGCUCCAUGGAGGAGCUGACCCGGAGUGUCAUCGAGGAGGUGCUCAGGAUGCCCGGCAACGACUCCUGCUGUGACUGUGGAGCGGCAGACCCCCGCUGGAUCUCCACCAACCUGGGGGUGGUUACCUGCAUCGAGUGCUCGGGCAUCCACAGGGAGAUGGGCGUCCACGUGUCCCGGAUCCAGUCCCUGGAGCUGGACAAGCUGGGCACCUCUGAGCUGCUGGUUGCUAAGAAUGUUGGGAACAGUAGUUUUAAUGAGAUCCUGGAAGGAAACCUUCCCUCGGCAUCCGCUAAGCCCAGCCCGUCCAGCGACAUGUCUGUGAGGAGGGAGUACAUCAACGCCAAAUACAUCGACCACAAGUUCACCAGGCGGACCACUGCCAUGGCGACGGGCCGGGUGGCGGAGGUGUACGAUGCGGUGCGCUCUCGAGACCUGCUGUCACUCAUCAAGCUGUACGCAGAGGGGGCGGAGCUAUUGGAGCCACUGCCCGACGCUGAGAAGGAGUCUGGAGAGACCGUUCUUCACUACUGCGUUAGGACCUCGGACCACACUUCCCUCCACCUGGUUGACUUCCUGGUCCAGAACAGUGGUAAUCUGGACCGCCAGACGGAGAGCGGGAACACGGCGCUCCACUACUGCUGUCUGUACGAGAAACACCAGUGUGUCAAGCUGCUACUGAGGGGCAAACCUGCCAUUGACAUCGCCAAUCAGAGUGGUGAGACGGCUCUGGACAUUGCCAGGAGACUGAGGAAUGGCCAGUGUGAGGAACCGCUGCUGGAGGCUGCUUCUGGCAGGUUUAAUCCUCACGUCCACGUGGAGUUUGACUGGAACCUCCGCAUGGAGGAGCUGGACGACAGCGAUGACGAGCUGGACGACAAGUGUAGUCCAGUGAAGAAGGACCGCUCCCCCCGCCCUCAGAGCUUCUGUCAGAGCUUCUCCUCCAGCGGGUCCUCACAGGAUAAACUCGGUCUCCCAGGAGGCUUUGCCCCCCACCGGGACAAGCAGCGGCUGUCGUACGGCGCCUUCGCUAACCCUGUGUUCAGCAGCUCCACCGACAACCCUCCCUCCCCCGGGCCCGACUCAGGGACCCCGGCCCCCGUCAGGAACCUGGGGAAAGGUAUCCCGGCUGACCCGCCCACCUCGCUGCCUCUUAACUCCGCCCCCUGUGGAACAGCAGGUGGAAGCUCCACCCUCAAGAAGAGACCUCCACCACCCCCACCCGAACACAAGCGCACUAUGUCCGACCCCCCCAGCCCUGUGAUGCAAGGUCACCACAGCAAGGGAUGUGACUUCACUCCCUCAACAGGAAGUGACUUCUCCCAGACAGGAAGCAGAAGCUCACCUGGUAACAAGUUUGAGGGACACCAGCAGCAGCAAAGCACCAACACUAGCAACACAAAGUCCACUCUGGGACCACGGGUUCUUCCCAAACUACCUCAGAAAGUGGCUCUAAGGAAGAUCGACACAGUCCACCUCCCGUCGUUGGACAAGUCCUCGCAGCCCACCCAGAGGCCCUCCCCCUCGCCCUCCGACCCCGCCCAGAAGUCCCCGCCCUUCAUCGACGCCUCCCCGAAGCCCCCCCCCACGCCCGUCGACUCAACCCAGCAGAGACUCCCAUUGGCCGAGAAGCCCUCGCUGGCCGACCUGCCGCCCAAACCCCAACUGAAGGACCUGCCCCCCAAGCCCCAGCUGGCCCAGCGACCCCGGCUCUCCGGCCCGCCCCCUCACGCCGCCGUUACCACGGAGACGGCGAGCUCCGGCGGGAAUGACAGCAAGUCUGUCCAGCAGGGGGAGCCGGAGGAGCAGGAGACCAACGGAACCACGUCGGACGCCGUGGAGACGCCCAUCCCUCUGCCACGCAAACUCAACACGGGCAAGGCCAAGACGCGCCGCGUGAAGACCAUCUACGACUGCCAGGCGGACAACGACGACGAGCUGACCUUCGCCGAGGGGGAGGUGAUCGUGGUGACAGGGGAAGAGGACCAGGAGUGGUGGAUCGGGCACGUCGAGGGCUACCCGGAACGCCGCGGCGUCUUCCCCCUGUCCUUCGUCCACAUCCUGUCAGACUGA
Messenger RNA from Gadus chalcogrammus (walleye pollock), 3647 nucleotides. It is a transcript of the gene asap1a, whose product is annotated as ArfGAP with SH3 domain, ankyrin repeat and PH domain 1a. Gene Ontology annotation, biological process: positive regulation of GTPase activity. Gene Ontology annotation, molecular function: GTPase activator activity; protein binding. The transcript is spliced from 30 exons. Gene Ontology annotation, cellular component: cytoplasm. Lineage: Eukaryota; Metazoa; Chordata; Actinopteri; Gadiformes; Gadidae. The record is from RefSeq and is a predicted model, not a curated record. Bases 276 to 3647 code for a protein of 1123 amino acids.